This is a messenger RNA of Triplophysa rosa, 6587 nucleotides long. RefSeq names its product AT-rich interaction domain 5B (gene arid5b). The record is from RefSeq and is a predicted model, not a curated record. Lineage: Eukaryota; Metazoa; Chordata; Actinopteri; Cypriniformes; Nemacheilidae. Bases 2011 to 5205 code for a protein of 1064 amino acids. Gene Ontology annotation, molecular function: transcription cis-regulatory region binding. The transcript is spliced from 9 exons. Gene Ontology annotation, biological process: regulation of transcription by RNA polymerase II. Gene Ontology annotation, cellular component: nucleus.
CGCAUGUUAGACGAGGUUGCGUUGCGUUUAAUAAUAGACGUGUGGUCAUAGCGAAGCCCCUCUCGGCUCGUUCGCAUAUCAUCGGCGUUUAUCGCGGCGCGCAGUUGCGAUGCUGAGAAGGAUGCCAUUGUGUGAAGUUGUCACAUCAAGUGUUUGCUCGUUUCAUCGGAUACACAACAGUGCGGAAACGGAGCUGAAGCGUUUCGUUGUGGCGUUGCGUUGCGUUGCGUUCUGCUGAUGCUUGGAAUAACAGCGUUUCCACACGAACAUGCACGCGCGAAACGAUCGCAUCGCGCUAACGAUAUACGGCGAUUUUGCGUCGGGAUGUGUUAGGUGGCUAUUGUACGUGUGCGAGGUUGUGAAUCAAUAGGAAUAGAUGAAUAAUGGCAGUGAUCGCGUGCAGCUGACAUUUAUGAAGGUUAUUGUGUCAAAGUCCUGCAGCCUCACAUCUGUUUGGCCAAAAGAAAAAUGUGUCUUUUUGACGAUUUAACCCUUUGAUGUACAUUACAUUAUUGUGUUAUACUGUAUAGUAGCUCAUAAUGACAUAUUCGUGUUCUAUAUACAUUAGUAAGUAAAUAUAGGAGUGUUUUAUAGCAAAAGUGUAGUAACUAUGUAUUUUUAGUUUUUAUGUGGUUGUUACUUUAAAGAGCUUUUUCAACCUGAUCUUGACCUCAUGAAAACGACUUGCUUGUGUAACCUAGACAUUUGAAUCUUUUUUUAUGAAACCAGUUUCUUAGAUGUUAUGUGCACCGCAAGCUGCCUUAAGAAAACACUUGAAUAUACAGUGUUCCCAGGCCAUCGUGCACGCGCGAUUGCUAUUUUAACAAAGCAGCACAGCUGCGCUCUUACAUGUGUAAUGUAACAAGCUCUGUACCUGUUUUAUCUUGCACUGCGAAUACAGAAAGACAAUGAGCCGUGUGUUGAAGCUCUGUCCUGCCCCCGCGGAGGGGCUUAAAUAGCCCUUUGAAAAUAAUCAACAGGUUCUGCGAGACCCCCGGUCCAAAUGUCAAGGGUACUGUGCUGAAUUAUGAUCGAUAUUACGCGGGGGAAACGCAAACUGUCGACCGUGAAAGCGUGCUUGUUUACAUCGAGGUGUUAUUGAGAGAGAACAUUAGUGUUAAUGCUGUGUGUUUAGUGGAUCAGAGCGCGCUCCCCCAUUCAGCAGCAAUGCCAGUUAUUUGCUUUUCACAUUUAUUACGCAUUCAUGAUUUCGGGGCGGAGGGGAAGAACGGGAACAAUGCUCUCCUCCUGUGUUACACGAUUGAGAAUAUGCUGCAGGAGAUACUGUCAGCUGUACUUUUUUGGGGGCCAGGAACUAUUUAUAGAAGUGAUGGCCUACACUUACUCACACAAGAGCUUUAUUGAGUAAUGCUGAUACACCGACUGAAGGAUAUUUUGAGAGUCGAUAAUGGGAUCAAAAUUGUGUUUUCAGUGAUUUUACUAUUAACAAAUGGUAUUGCGACCAUCAGUCUUUAGGCAUUCAUUAACUAGACAGCUUCACACGUGCUGUGACAGGUCAGGUAUUGUGUGAAGAAGGUUUUGUGCUAAAUGAGACGUGCAGAAUUGAAAUAAUAAUGUGAUGAAGUGUCAGGCCAAGCACCUGCAGUAACGUGAGAUCUUCACAUGCACUCAGCACAUCGGCCAAUUCAAUUACAUUUGCAUCUGCAGCCAGUGACUAUCAGAGAAUCUAUUGUUAUUGCGUGUUAAUGAUACAACAACAAACGUGCGUAUUAACACAAUCUGCAUUAACAGAAUGGGUCCCAUUUAUUAAAGAAUGUUAUUGAAAAUGAUUUAUGAGAUAAUUCUGCGUGCUCGGCUCAAGCAGCUAGCUGAAGCUGGCUUAUUUAUUAUCUGCGUUGUAAAGGGUGUGUUGAAAAUGCUUCUCACAUCUUUUGGUUUUGCUUUUAAAGGUUGUUCGUUCAAUUAAACUCAAGUCUACAUUCACUUGGCUAGGCAGCUGGAGCCGGUUAUGUGGCCACCAAUAAAUCAACGACCUAGAAUAAAUAUGUAAUGGAUGAAGUCAUCGCUGUUUCAGAGAAGGUCAUCGUGAAGUUAGAGGAUCUGGUGAAAUGGACGGUGGCGGAUUGGUCGUGUUGGAAGAAGGGUCUGCGGGCCAUGCCCCUGAAACCCACCGUCCUGAAAGAGCUGGGCAAGAACGGUCAGAGAGAAGCGCUUCACAAAUACAGAGAGUCCACCCUCAACAGCGGCCUCAACUUCAAGGACGUCCUGAAAGAGAAAACUGAUCUCGGUGAUGAUGUGGAGGAGAAGAGAGUUUUGGUGUUGAGUUAUCCUCAAUACUGCCGGUACCGGUCCGUCAUCGCGAGACUCCGCGAGCGGCCCACCUCCCUCCUGACCGACCAUGUGGUGCUGGCGCUGGGCGGCAUUGCCUCCUUGACCAACAACACCCAGAUCCUGUACUGCAGGGACACCUUCGAUCACCCCACGCUGGUGGAGAACGAGAGCGUGUGCGAUGAAUUCGCACCCAACCUGAAGGGCCGGCCCAGAAAGAAGAGGCUCUCCAUCUGUCAGAGACGAGACUCACAGGGUCCGAGCGCAGCGAAAGAGCCCAGCAGUGCACUGGAGAACAAGUCACCUGUCAAGGUGAGGGUGGACUCAAAAUCAGGUGUGUGGAAGCCCAGGAGCGCCGGCAGCAGCUGUAAGAGAGUCACCGGUGAGGGGAAACAGCGGAUGGAGACACCUGAGGAGUGUCACACAGAUGAACAGGCCUUUCUGGUGGCGCUCUACAAGUACAUGAAAGAAAGAAAAACCCCCAUCGAGAGAAUACCGUACCUGGGCUUCAAACAGAUAAACCUCUGGACGAUGUUUCAAGCGGCUCAGAAACUGGGAGGAUAUGAGGUGAUCACGGCUCGCCGACAGUGGAAAAAUGUAUAUGACGAACUGGGCGGAAACCCGGGAAGCACCAGCGCCGCCACAUGUACACGCCGACAUUAUGAGAGGCUCAUUUUGCCCUAUGAGAGAUUUACUAAAGGAGAGGAGGACAAACCUCUCCCCCCCUCCAAAUCCCGCAAACAGGAGACCGGUGGUCUGGAGGCGUCGGUCAAAACAAAACUGACAGCCAUCAAGCGACCUAAAGACGAACAAAAUCCAAAGUGUGGGACUGAAAAGGACGUCUCGGGGAACGCCCCAGAGCAGGGACACGAGGACAAGGAAGAGCUCCAAGAGGUGCUGGAAAAGCAGGAGAGCCAUCAGGGUCCAGUCAAGAAGGAGAGCGAAUCUGAGAGUCCUCUUUCUGAAGAUGAGGGUGUGCAGCUGGUUGUCAAGGAUGAAGAGCAGAAGCCAGUGCUCCACAGCACGUAUGAACAGGCAAAUGGGAUCGUGCUUUCCUCCCUUCCACUAGAUGGCGUGCCACUCAAAUCAGAGGACUGUGAUGCGUUUCCCGUUUCUGCCGCGGCCAUACCAUUACGCCAUGCCCACCCUCUCCCCAACUCACACACAGCGGGCCAAUGGCAGCAUGGGUUGGUGGAGUACAAGGUACCUCCCAGCAUCCUCGGAAAGGUGGAACCAAAGGAGAGCCAUAACCAGGUGGGAACGGUGCUGCCCACUUUGAAGCAGAAAUCGCUCACAACUCCAGAAAUCCCACCCGAGAGGAUUGAAGUCCCUAGAAAGGAAGAAGUGUGCUUCAGUUAUAAUCCACUCCUCUACCCCAGGGGCAAUCCGGGCAUCAUGUCACCCUUAGCAAAGAAGAAGAUGCUGUCCCAGGUCAGUGGCACAGGACUCCUUAAUAAUUACCCAUAUGGACCACCACCUCCUUUAGUCAGCAGGAGGUUAUCCAGCAGUGGGACAGAGGAGUCAGUCACAGGGCAGCAGAGCUCCCAGACUCCCCCUACAACAGAACCAAACAUGGUGAUCAAACGGCCAUCGGUUAUCCAGCAUGCUCAGAGCUUUAAGUCCAGGGCUAGCGAGGAUAGGAGGUGCUCAACGGAGUCCUCUCAGAAAGAAGGCUGUGGUGAGGGAGAACCUCAAGCCCAGUCACAGCCUACCCAGAUAAGAGAGUCAUAUCUCCCGAGGACUGACACCCAUUCCAGCGUGGAGAAAUCGGCUGAGAUGCCUCGUCCCGGCCAGGCUCCCAGCUUCCUGAGUGACUUUUAUUCCUCGCCGCACCUGCACGACCUCUGCCGACAAACCGAGCAUCAUCUAAACAAGGAGCAGAUAAGCAAGUAUCUCAACAGGGAUGCUUACCCUCGGGACUGUGAGACAGCGCAGGGCUUUCCCGCAAACCAGCAUCGUGACAGCAUGGGUUUGACUUACUGUGCCCGGCUCAGUCAGAAAGAUAAGGGCCCGGCCGAAGAAAGGGUAACAGAGGAGCAACCCACUGAUUUGAGCCUCCCGAAGCCCUCUCCUUACAAACCGUCCCUUUCCACAUUCCUGCAUACCACAAUGCAGCAGGACAUUAAAAACUCUUCUCUAUAUCAAGCAGGCACCGGUCAGAGCUCAAGCGUAGAUUACCAUCCCAGGGCUUGCCGCGUUCCUCCCAUGACUGUGUCCUUGCAUAAAAAGGUUGUUGAAUCUCAUCCGAGGGUUCUGGAGAAAGUUCACAACGGCAGAGCAGAAGACACGUUGGGCUACAAGAUGGAUGAGAUGACUCGGCCCAUUCUGGGCACCAAAAGCUGCCCGCAGAAUAUCUGCACUACAAGGCCACUCAAGAGAAACCUCGAAGAGCUGGAGAACGGAGCGCGGGAGAAGAAGAUCCGGGCCGUGACGCCCUUGCACUGCUCGACGCGAAGAGACGGCCCAGGGAAAGCACGGACGCCAGAUGCUGACGGCGAGUCGGCGAAGCCAGCAGAAGCCGCUCACGCAGUGCACAGUUACACUACGGAAGGUCACAAGUUCCCGCUGCACUCCCACCUUUUCCAAGGGCUGUAUCCCGGGGCUUUUGUAUCUCAGGUACAGGACAUGUGCGAAAGCCUGGGCUCCCACGUCACGCCGAGCUACUCUCAUCCACUGCAGUACUUGAAGAACCAGGCUGUGCUCUCACCCCUCAUGCCCCCCUUCGCCAUUCAUUCCUUAAUGAUGCAGAGACAGUUCCUGCCCCCCAACCCCGCCCACAUGUACAGGCACCAGGUGGGGACAUCGUACGGGGACCUUCUGCACCCCGGCUUCUACCCCAUGUCGGCCCUCCACCCUCAGCCGGCGUUCAGUCCCCCUCAGCUCUCUUCAGUGCACCCCAGCACUAAACUCACCUAGGUGACUCAACCUACGCGUAACUCGGACUUGACGCUCCCCGACAAGCACGGUCACACUACAUAUCUUACCAAUAGCAGUGUUUUAAGACACAUGGGAGGCGUCAUUUCUGUUUUCAUCAUCUUGCCACUCUAGUUUAUUAUUUGCACAUUUCAGCGAACAGGGGCCAAGAUGGCGGCUUACACACCGCACUGUUCCAAAGUGUUGGAAAACACGUUGCCUUGGCACAGGUGCUCAAGUGGAGAUGGGCGGGAUUUCCACGGAGGUGCCUAAAGGAAUGUCGAGCGACAAAUCAGUGCAAUGCAACAGUGCUAUUUCUGUCUGAAACACUACCAUAUGAUAAUGGAAGAGCUGCCUGCUUAACUCUUUCCCCAUGACUCUUGACCGUGUGUUUUUCUUGUUGUUGUUUAAUGUAACAGUGUGGUUGUUUUUUCAAUCCUACAAGGGUUAAGCAAUGAGAUAUCACAUUUGAUACAGAUGCAAACAAAGAAGGCACAGUAUUGCAGUUUGACGUGUUACACGGUUACAUGUAAAUAAAACGAACUAAGCUUUCCUCGAAGGAAUCUUAAACGUCAGUGAUGAAAUGCGAGGUAGCUUCUUUGACCACUGUCUGCAACCGGCCUGGCUUUCAGCUCCCCGCACACCCGGCCAAACCCGCUGCCGCUCGCCGGGGCCAUGUGGAAUGUGUUUGUCAAACGUAGGACCGAGGUGCUUGGACAUAACCUUCACAAACUGAAGGCGUUUGUCACGUUCACGCGCUACUGUAUUCUCAGACUGCUCUGAACUGUGGGGCUCCAGGGCCAUUUUGGACUUUGCUUUCAGGAGGAGAAACGCAGCGUCUACAGAACUGCUCGAGUAACUUUUGUAUUUGCUGGUGUACACUUGUGAACGCUUACUCAGAGGACUUUUAUAUCAGGAGGGACGAAUGAAAUUUCAAACUACAUUUGGGGAAAUACGAUUUUAGGAGCACUUAGUUAAGCACCCGUACAGACUUUUCCAGCUGUUUCAGUUUAAGGAUAGCUAGUCAAAAUUGGUUUUAUGUGAUGUUUAAGUUUUAGGUCUGUAAGUGCUGGCAGCAGUCAAAUUUGCGUCGGAAUUAAAUGAAGUGUAACAUUUGCUGGAAAAGUUUUUCGUUUAAAACGGCAUGAUUUCUUUGCACAAAAGAUUUUGGGGACGUACCAAGAGACACAGCAACACAGUACUCCUAGGGGUAAUCAAUUGUAUUUUUCUUUCUUUCUUUUUUGUUUGUUUGUUUGUUCAGUUGAUGUAUUGGUAGUAGAAACUAAACUUUAAGAAAUGUAUUUACUCCAACAGUGUUUGGAGUAACACUCAAGGUUGCUAUGUAACAUUUUGUAAUGAAUAAUAAACAGUUUUAUAACUUAAAA